Messenger RNA from Helobdella robusta, 1146 nucleotides. RefSeq lists its product as hypothetical. Gene Ontology annotation, molecular function: microtubule binding; ATP binding; microtubule motor activity. The coding region runs from base 1 to 1146 and encodes 381 amino acids. NCBI's taxonomy places the organism in Eukaryota, Metazoa, Annelida, Clitellata, Rhynchobdellida, Glossiphoniidae. The transcript has 9 exons. Gene Ontology annotation, biological process: microtubule-based movement. The record is from RefSeq and is a predicted model, not a curated record.
AUGAGGGAGGAGUCUAUGAGGAGGAAACUUCACAACACUAUUCAGGAGUUGAAGGGCAACAUACGAGUUUUCAGUCGAGUUCGACCGCUACUCGGGGACGAAUUGUUAGGAAUGGACAGUGAUGUGCCUCAACACAUCAACUUUCCAGAUCCAGAUAAAAAGAUACUGGAACUCGAGAAGCUGGCUGGAAUUACGCCUAAUGAGGUUUGUGAGAGUGUAGCGUCAGUGAGGAGAGGGAGUAACAACAAGUACGAGUUUCAGUUUGACAGGGUCUUCCCACCAUCUUCAACACAAACUGAAGUUUUUCACGAGAUAUCUCAAUUGGUCCAAAGCGCUCUCGAUGGUUACAACGUUUGCAUCUUCGCCUACGGUCAGACUGGAUCGGGCAAGACCUUCACAAUGGAAGGCAGGGGCACGGGUGAUAACAGGGGCAUGAUUCCGCGGUCUGUCGAGAAGAUUUUUGCCACCAGGGAUGACCUUCUUAGCAAGGGAUGGAUUGUAAGUUAUUUAGUCUCAUUUCUUGAAAUCUACAACGAGACGAUUCGAGAUUUGCUGGUUCAGUCGAGGAGUCAAGCUGAUUCGACGAAGCACGACAUCAAGCUGGUCGGACCCAACACCAAUGAAGUCUUUGUCACUGACCUUACCACAGUCGAAGUCCAACAUCAGGAUGCCGUGCAAGUGCUGCUGAAGAGGGCACUUGAAAACCGUUCAGUUGCUGAGACAAAGUGCAACGAAAGAUCGUCUCGAAGUCACAGCAUCUUCAGGAUGAAGAUCACCGGCUCCAACAGUGUUACUGCCGAGUCUUGUGUUGGUUUGUUGAACCUGGUCGAUCUUGCUGGCAGUGAGCGCCUCAAAGAAUCUGGCUCCCAGGGUCAAAGGUUAAAGGAGACACAAAACAUAAACAAGAGUCUUGCCAACUUAAGCAACGUCAUAAUGGCACUUGCUAAUAAGGAGACACACGUUCCCUACCGGAACUCGAAGCUGACUCACCUGCUACAAAACUGCCUCGGUGGCAGCAGCAAGAUGCUCAUGUUCGUCAAUGUCUCGCCCAAGGAGGAGUGCUUCCAGGAGACCUUGAACUCUCUGAGGUUUGCCACCCAGGUCAAUCAGUGCAACAUUGGUCAGGCACAGAAGAAAGUGAAGUGA